This is a messenger RNA of Molossus molossus (Pallas's mastiff bat), 1953 nucleotides long. RefSeq names its product tetratricopeptide repeat domain 29 (gene TTC29). The coding region runs from base 154 to 1953 and encodes 599 amino acids. The transcript is spliced from 15 exons. Lineage: Eukaryota; Metazoa; Chordata; Mammalia; Chiroptera; Molossidae. Gene Ontology annotation, molecular function: protein binding. The record is from RefSeq and is a predicted model, not a curated record.
GAAGUGGGGGCAGCGCCGGCGCCCAGCACCUGCCGCCCGUGGGGGACUGACUUCGGGGGAACGGAAAACCAGAGUUGUUCCUCAGGGCCAGUCCACCGAGUCUGAAGUCUGUAAGCCGGGAAAGACCUUCAGCAGUGAUCUCCAAAUUCCAAAAUGACUACCCUGCCCCCACUGGCCAUGACACGCCCAAAGCUUACGUCCCUAGCCAGACAGAAGCUGCCGUGCUGCCCUGAAACAAUUCCAAGGGCUCAACUGAUCAAAGAAAAAGAUGACAUAGAUCAUUAUCUGGAGGUGAAGUUCAAAGGAUUGUCGAAAGAGGAGGUUGCUGCUUACCGGAACUCGUACAAGAAGAACAUCUGUGUGGACAUGCUGCGAGACGGGUAUCACAAGUCCUUCACCGAGCUCUUCUCUCUGAUGGAGAAGUGGGACGCCCUGAGGGAGGCUGCGAAGGUCAGGUCCAUCUUGUGGCUGCAGAGACCCCUGGAGGAGCAGCCUGACAAGCUGGACCACUUCUACUAUUACCUGACCAGGGCCGAGGUGGCUGAAAGGAAAGAAUACUUUGAAGAUGUCUAUAAUAACCUGUAUGCUCUGGCCUGUUACUUCAAUAAUCCUGAAGACAAGUGGGUAAGGAACCACUUCUACCAACGAUGUUUUCAGAUUGCUCAACUGAUCAAAAUUGACGGGGGGAAGAAAGCGGCCGAGUCGCUGGGGCACAUGGGACUUCUCUUCGAGGAAGACGGUCAGCUUCUGGAAGCAGCCGAGUAUUACGAAGCGUUCCAUCAGUUGACACAGGGGCGGAUCUGGAAGGACGAGACAGGCCGCUUUCUCAACCUGUUGGCCUGCGAGAGUCUCCUGAGGACUUACAGACUCCUCGCAGACCAGAUGCUGGAAAACAAAGAUUACAAACAGGCCAUCAAAAUUCUAAUCAAAGCUUCAGAAAUAGCCAAAGAAGCAAAUGACAAAAAGAUGGAAGGAGAAGCGUCCUAUUACUUGGGCUUAGCACACCUGGCUGCCGGAGAGCAUAAAACAGCAUUAGCAGUCCUCCGCUCUUACACUGAACUCUCCACGGACCUGGACGACGACCUCAGCCUGGGGAGAGCCUAUGAAGCCAUAGCCAAAGUCCUGCAGAGCCAAGGAGAAAUGACAGAAGCAAUUGAAUACUUGGAAAAAGUUGUGAAAAUUGCAAGAAACAAUUUUCAAAGCCUUGAUGUUGUGAAAGCAAGUACAAUGCUUGGUGACAUCUACAAUAAAAAAGGAUACUACAAAAAAGCUUCCACAUACUUCCAGCAAGCUUUUGACACCACAGAAGAGCUCACAAACAUGCCACUGAUAGAUGAAAUCAAAGUUCAUUACGGAAUAGCCAAAGCGCAUCAGAUGAUGCUGACAGUUAACAAUUACGUAGAGGCUGCAGACCUGGCCAGCCUUGACUGCCUGCUGGCCUGGAAGGAGGGCAGGAGCGACAUCGCACCUGACCCCGUCACUGCUAUCUUCACUGUUCAACACUUCCGCCUCCUUGGAAAACAGAAGGAAAAAACACCCUACGAUCCAACCCUGCGUUUUGAUCACCACGCAAUUAUCACACGAAUGCAGGGCCACGCCGAGUACGAUGUUGACAAAGUGAAGAAAUACAGAAAUAUUAUUUGGAAGUCUGAGCAGCUUUUAGGUUUUCAGAGUUUGCCUUUCUUUGAAGCCCAGAGAAAAGCACUAACAGCUGCGAGCAUGGUAACCGUGAAGUGCCAAGCAGCGCUGACGUCAUCUGCACCAGGUAGCAACCGUGGCUGCUGCGGCCCCAGGAGCUGGCACAGCGCCGGGCGCAUCAUGGUGCUCAAGGAAUACCUGGACUGUGGACCAUUCUGCUCACAGUUCUUGGUAGCUGAUGGUGUUACCAGUUUUAACUUUCCAAUGUACACUGAACUCACCACUCCCAAGAAAAAUGCAGCUGAGUUUCUCUAA